This is a messenger RNA of Paramecium tetraurelia, 1251 nucleotides long. RefSeq lists its product as uncharacterized. Lineage: Eukaryota; Ciliophora; Oligohymenophorea; Peniculida; Parameciidae. The record is from RefSeq and is a predicted model, not a curated record. The transcript is spliced from 5 exons.
AUGAUUUAUGAAGGAAUUACAUCCAUCUUACAUAGUGAAUUUUACAUAAAAAGCGGAAAUGGACCAUCUAUAUAAAGGAACAUAUUUGAAAAUGUUGAUUAUGAUGAUUAUGAGAAAUAAUUAAUUGAAGAGAUUAAAACGAAAAUGAAGGAAAAUGGUUUACAGAUUAAAUUAAAAAGAAGUAUACUAUUGAAAAUGUUAAUGGCAGCCUAAUAUAAUAUUGAAAAAGCAAUUAUUGUAUUGCUUUAGAAUUGCUAAUCUCAUUUAAAUUUUCUAUAGGAAUACUCCAAACAAGACAAUGUUAAUUAAUUAAGAAAAGGACAUCUAUAUGUUUGCGGUUUUGACAAUUAAUAUCGCCCUGUUAUUGUAAUCAGAUAAUAUUGCGAUAUAAAAAUAAUUGCUUACUUUUUGGAAACAGUUAAAAGAUAGUUGUUAAUUGAUUAUUAUGUUGAAAAUUGGACAGUCAUCUUGGAUUUAGAUAUUGAUUUGCCUGUACUGGAAUUAGAUGAUUUAUUGUAUUUGUAAUUGCAUUUUUAUGGGAACUUAAAUAAAAUUUUAAUAGUUAAUGGACCAGACGAUAUAGAUGACAUAGUCAAACAAUUCACUGAAAAAAUCAAAGAUCUAUAGGUUAAAAUAAAAAUUAUUACAGAAUAUUAAUAAAUAUUACAGUAUAUUCCAAAAGAAUAGUUAGAAAUCAAAUAUGGGGGUGAUUUAAAUAAUAUAGAGUUAUUUUGGCCGAUCUUAAAAAGAGAGACGCAUACUGGAACAAGUAAAUUAUUGAAGAAGAACUCUCACUUAUCAAUAAAUUCAAUGGGUAGUUCAAUCAACAAAAAGCCAAGCUUUAUGAAAAUUACAGUGUUGGAAGAAAAUGGGAAUCCUUUGUUGAAUCAAUAAGUAGAAGUUUUCGAAGAUUAAAUAGAAUCUCAAUAAGGAGAACAACAAUAAUAUUAGAACAGUUUUUAAUAACAACAACAUCAAUAGGAGGAUUUUGAGGAGAAAUCAAAGUCUUACCAAAGCUCUACUACAAAGAAAUAAGAUCAAUAAUUUAUAUAAAUUGAUGAUGAUGAAGAUGAUUUGAUUGAGAUGGAAAGUGGAGAUAUGGAAAAGAGAAAAGGAAAAAAAUAAAUAACGAAAAAAUAUGGUGAAACCACAAAAACUACUACUUAUUCAUAAAAAUAGACAAUUUUAGAAGGAGAGAAGGAAAUACCUUCCUCACUUUCUUGUUGUUCUAGAUCUUGUUCAAUAUUUUGA